Molecule: messenger RNA, 1304 nt
Organism: Drosophila grimshawi
Lineage: Eukaryota; Metazoa; Arthropoda; Insecta; Diptera; Drosophilidae
Product: growth hormone-inducible transmembrane protein
Exons: 6
Coding region: 188-1213 (341 amino acids)
Cellular component (GO): mitochondrial inner membrane
Source: RefSeq, a predicted model, not a curated record
UUUCAAGUGCAAGUGAGUAGGUAACAAAUUCUAGAAAAAUCAAAAUAAAUAAAGCAGCACGCAAUUAAUGCUACGCUUACAGUAAACAAUUUUAAAUUGAACGAACAGCGGCAGCAACAACAACAACUACAACAGCAACGAACUAAACCAUCUUUUCAACCAGUGCGAAUUUCAUCAAAACAAUAACAUGUUGCUAAGACUUGCAUUGUCAACGGCUCGUCCGAGCAGCUUCCUUGUGGCCACAGCCAAAUCCUCGCAGGCAUUUCUCAAAUCGCAGCCCACUCUCAACAUCGUGCGCAGCUAUGCCCGUGGUCCCGUGCGCAGCACUCGUGCACCUGUCCAGGCAACACCAGUGCCAACACGCGCACCCACACUCAAGGAGAAGCUAAUGUCGCCACCAAGUGCCAACGCUUAUUCAUUGGGCAAAGGAGCAGCAGCUGGAGCAGCGGUCGUUGGACUCGGAGCACUCUGCUACUACGGCGUCGGCAUGGGCAAAGAGACUAGCAUUGCAGACAACGCCAUCAUGUGGCCGCAAUAUGUUAAGGAUCGCAUUCAGUCGACAUACGCCUUCUUUGGCAGCUCUUGCAUACUGACGGCUGCUUCGGCAGCAGCAGUCUUUCGCUCGCCACGCCUACUCUCGCUGGCCUCUCGUGGCGGUCUGCUGUGGACAUGCGCUUCACUGGCGCUUGUCAUUGGCAGCGGUGCGGUGACACGUUCUAUGCAAUACCAGGAGGGAUUGGGUCCCAAGCAUCUCGCCUGGGCGCUGCACUGUGCCAUUUUGGGCGGUGUCAUUGCGCCAUUAUGCUUUCUGGGCGGUCCGAUCCUAACGCGCGCUGCACUCUACACGGGUGGCAUUGUCGGUGGCCUGUCCACGAUCGCUGCUUGUGCUCCAAACGAUAAAUUCUUGUAUAUGGGUGGACCACUGGCCAUUGGCCUUGGUGUUGUAUUUGCCUCAUCGCUUGCCUCGAUGUGGCUGCCACCUACAACCAUGAUUGGCGCUGGACUGGCCUCAAUGUCUCUCUAUGGCGGCUUGUUGCUCUUCAGCGGAUUUCUGCUCUACGACACUCAGCGGCUGGUUCGCAAAGCGGAGGUGUGUCCUCAAUAUGCGUAUGCGCCCUUCGACCCCAUUAAUGCUUCAAUGUCCAUCUAUUUGGACGUAUUGAAUAUAUUCAUACGGAUUGCGACCAUUAUGGGCGGUAGCCGUAGAAACUAAACGAACUAUAGCCGUUGUGUGAUGCAAAAACCUUAUGAAUUAUGAUAUAAAAAUAUUUAAAUAAAGCCGGCUUAAGCCAACAAAAUUUAAA